Cryptomeria japonica (Japanese cedar) is the source of this 357-nucleotide messenger RNA. RefSeq names its product PHD finger protein ALFIN-LIKE 3-like. Gene Ontology annotation, biological process: regulation of DNA-templated transcription. Lineage: Eukaryota; Viridiplantae; Streptophyta; Pinopsida; Cupressales; Cupressaceae. The transcript has a single exon. Gene Ontology annotation, molecular function: transcription cis-regulatory region binding; histone binding; transcription coregulator activity. Bases 1 to 357 code for a protein of 118 amino acids. Gene Ontology annotation, cellular component: nucleus. The record is from RefSeq and is a predicted model, not a curated record.
AUGGAAGGCGGUUCCAGUUGGUACUCAGGCAUGCCUAAUACUGUGGAUGAAAUUUAUGAAGAUUUCAAGCGCCACAGAGAGGGCGUAAUAAAAGCUCUUACAGAAGAUUUUGACGAGUUAUACAAUCAAUGUGACCCAAAAGAUGAGAGUUUUAUGGGGCUUUAUAGACUUCCAGAUCAAUCAUGGAAAGUUGUUCCUGAACAAGAGGGCUUUUCAAUGCUUCCAAAUCCUGUUUGGGGAAUCAAUAACAUGAGACUGGUUAUCUCAAAAAAGAGUUGGAAGCUCUCUGUUGCUGAGAAUAAUCAUGUAUGGCUCCAUGGCUGCAGUGAUGGACAGAGUGUCUCCUUACCAAAGUGA